Molecule: messenger RNA, 2988 nt
Organism: Hypanus sabinus (Atlantic stingray)
Lineage: Eukaryota; Metazoa; Chordata; Chondrichthyes; Myliobatiformes; Dasyatidae
Product: cyclin-dependent kinases regulatory subunit 1-like
Exons: 3
Coding region: 71-316 (81 amino acids)
Biological process (GO): regulation of mitotic cell cycle
Cellular component (GO): SCF ubiquitin ligase complex; cyclin-dependent protein kinase holoenzyme complex
Molecular function (GO): cyclin-dependent protein serine/threonine kinase activator activity; ubiquitin binding; histone binding
Source: RefSeq, a predicted model, not a curated record
CAAUGAGGAGAGAGCGCGCGCUUGUUUGGUAACGCCGGGGCUGAGACGGAUCGCGGGGUUGCUGGAAGGGAUGGAUCGCAGCGAGAUCUAUUACUCGGACCGAUACAACGACGGCGAGUACGAGUACCGCCACGUCAUGCUGCCAAAGAAGAUCGCAAAGCUGGUGCCGAAGUCCCACCUGAUGUCGGAGACGGAGUGGAGGAACCUCGGUGUCCAGCAGAGCCCAGGAUGGAUACACUACAUGAUCCACGAGCCAGAGCCUCACAUCUUGCUGUUCAGGAGGCCGCUGCCGAAGAAGGAGGCUGAAGCAAUCUAACCCCCCCUCCCCCUCCCUAACCUACCCGACACCCUGGAACCAGCAGCAAGUAUCCACAUUCCUCCCUGAAUCCACCGACCCGCCUCCACCCGUUCCUUCGUCGCAUUUUGUCGCCUUGUGUACUCGGAAGUGUUGGCUGCAAACUGGGAUUAUGGACGAUGUUUCCUCUGUGUUCUACUUCACCCUUGUGGAGGAACUGUUUGCGUAGGUAGCCCUCGAGUCUGACCAACCCAGCAGGCGAUUCCGUCAUUCUGAUUCUGGUCACGGGAAUCAUGAACCACCCUUGUCCAUCGGAAUGUGAACCUGGUGUUGCUCCUUACUGAAUAUUUACAGGCAGGCUGCUGGCUGUAGUUUGGUGGGGACUGCACUGUCGUAAUCAACUCCUAACCCACUACCUCCCUUCACUUUCCCCCACCUCCCUUCUCCCUUUCGCCGCAUCAGCUGUGUUCAAGAUUCUCCCUUUAAUGCCCUUUCAGGAUUCUUCACGGAGAUCUCCCUUCGUUUAUCAGAGCUUUUGGAACAGUGCAGAUCAAGGUGGAGGGGUUAGAAGGGGUGGGUGACAGUCAAUUGUAGGCACCUCUUUUCGAUCCUUGCCCUUUGACACUGACCACAGGGCUUCUCCAAGACCUUUUGCCACAUGAGUUUGGACGUGUGGGUGUGCUUGCUCAGGCUGGGCAGCAUCUGCAGUAUCAGAGUCAGUUCAUAUUUCAGGCUGGCGAUGCUUCUGAAGGGCAGGGGGGUGGUGCAGGGGGUUUGAAGUACAGCAAGGAAGAGAAAGGGGCAGGGACCCAAAGUUGGAGAUGGAUUGGGCAGAAGGGGAGAGCUAAUUGUCUUCUCCCUCCAUAGCCGCUGCCUGACCUGCUGAAUGUUUCCAUAGCUUUCUGGCUGUGUUCUUGGGUUUUCCAGCCUUGUGUUGUCUUCCUGCUGUGAUGGGCUGGUUGGUGGGGGAUGGGGGUCUGGAAUUGAGAGGGGAGGGGAAGAAAUAAACCCCAAAACACUGCUCGUCACGUCGUGCUUCGGAAGCUUCGUAGCCAACAGUUCCUGUUGUUAUAUCCUACAAUAUUCUCACUGUUUGGAUCCGGAUGUUCCGGUGUGGCAGCAUCCACUGUCCGAGCAAGUGGAGCAAGGGCAGUGUGACCCUGUCCCUUGGACCUGGGCUUUAGAAAGUCCCAAAGCCUCUGUCUAUUCCUCUCCACCCGGUACUGGGUGCUGCAUUUCCUCCCAUUGACUAGUGACAUGCAGGAUCAGUUGGUUAGUUUCUGGGUGGGGAAUAGCAUCGGGAGGUGGUGGGGGGGAUGCUGGAAGUGGUGUAAGUGGGCCCCCACAACCUUUGUACCAGUGCCAAAGGAAGAUGCACAUAGGAGAGAUUUAAAAUAAUUUUCAAAUAGUCCUCAUGGGAAAACUGUGAAACCCUCCCAGAUUCUGCAGAGGCUGGAAAUGCAGAGUAAUACACACACACUCACAACGCUGGAGGAGCUUGGCAGGCCAGGCAGCAUCCAGGAAGGGGAAUAACCAGCCAAAGUAUCGGGCUGAAACCCUUUAUUGGGUUUGGAAGGGAAGGGGAGGUGCAGAGGAUGAAGUGAGGAGCUGGGAAGUGAUAGGUAGAAGAGGUAAAGGGGUGAAGAAGGAAUUGGGAGAGGAAAGUGGACUCCAGGAGGAGGGGCACCAGAGGGAGGUGAGAAGGGGUGAGUUGUGAAACAGAAUGGGGAAUAGAAAAAGACGGAAGGGAGAGGGGAAGAAAUUACCGGUAACCAGAAAGACCAUCCCUAUAAGAGUAACAUGAUGUUACAGUGCACAGCUAACAGAGCUAGGGGCCAUGGGCAGGGAGGGGAGAUUAUUAAAGUGGCCAGGGGUCUGGGGUCUCGGGUCUCCCUAGCAGGCCACAUUGGUCAGCGUAUGCUUGACCCUCUUGGUGCCGAAGAAGGCUGUGACCACAGCCACCCAGAUCGAGGGGCAUGAUGUUGGGUCGCUGAUUAAUUUGGGAGGGGUGUGUGCGAGGGUGUUGAGCUGGCAGCAGGUGUAUUUUGCACAGACUUUACUGAAGGUGCAGUGUCUGUGUGUGUUUGUGAGACGGAAGCCCCUUUAUCCCACAGUUUGAUGGGAUCCUUGGGUCGCAGGGUCCUCUGUGUCAAUCCUCCCUUAGAGGAAUGAGGGAACUGGCCGCUGGUUGACCAGGAGGCAGAGCAGACUGGGGAUUGAACAGUUUGCAGUUUCUUCUGAAUGCCGGGCAGGGAAGUUCCUUGAGUUAUUUCCAAGCACCCUGUGGCUUGCUGUCUCUUGCUCAUCAACAAAUCCCAGAUAGGCCGUUUAUCCCCUCAGUUCUGGAAAGGCUUGACACCCUGGAGGACUGUCUCCGAAACCUCAAUGCUGCUAAAACCUGCGCAGCCAGUUCAAUCCCCUCUUGUUACCCUGUGGUCUGUUUGGCAGUGUACUGCUGGGUGCCAAUGGCUCUGGGGCUUUGAUGCAGACACUGAUCUUCCUCUUCGUGCUGCCAGUUUAUUGAGUUUUGUUGAUAAAUGGUUAUGCUCAGAUUUCUGUCUUGUAUGUAGAGAAAUACUUCAAUUUGUUAGCCCCCAUUAUCCGUAGCAUGUUCAUGCAUAUUGAUCGUGUAAACCUUUCUGGCAUGUUUAUUACAGUCUGUACUUGAUUUUAAUACACUUUUUUAUUAUUAU